AAUGAAUUCCCAUAUAUUAAACAGAAUAAAAUCCCAAAUACGUACGAAAUAUAACGUUCGCUGAACAUUACGCGACGAAAGGAUCGGCUAUAGUGUUUAAGGAGGAAGAAGACGAGGGAAGAGGUGUUUCUCCAGGCCCUUUCUCCUCUUUCAUUAUUUAUUUCCUUAUUAACUGCGAUCAAAACAUUGAUGGUCGAUCAUUCGCCGCUCAGCUCGAGACCCGCGGAUUAUCGUGCAGUUUUUCACUUCGGUGAGUGAGUGUGUUGCGAUGGCUCGCCCACGGCCCCGGGAAUAUAAAGCUGGAGAUCUGGUUUUCGCCAAGAUGAAGGGAUACCCGCACUGGCCGGCGAGGAUUGAUGAGCUGCCAGAGGGAGCCGUGAAGCCGCCAGCUAAUAAAUACCCCAUCUUCUUCUUUGGUACCCAUGAGACUGCUUUCCUGGGCCCUAAAGACCUGCUGCCCUACAAGGAAUAUAAAGACAAAUUUGGCAAGUCAAACAAGAGAAAAGGGUUUAAUGAAGGCCUGUGGGAAAUUGAAAACAACCCUGGUGUCAAAUUCACUGGUUACCAGGUGGUGCAGCAGCAGAGUUCGUCAGAGACGGAGGGGGAAGGAGGGAACGCGGCUGACGGCAGCAGCGAGGGCGACUCCGCGAGCGAGGAAGAGGAGGGCAAGAUGAAGAGUGACAAGGUCGGAUCCAAGCGGAAAAAAACUGCAUCCUCAAAGAUGUCGUCCAAGGUGUCCAGGAAGGGAUCGGGGGAUGAAGAUCUGGAGAAGGAUGGGAAAGAUGAGCAGAAGAGCGGAUCGGAGGCUGGUGACCAUGACAACAACAUCCAGAACUCUUCAGACAAGACCUGCAGUCAAGGGACAGCAGCGACUCCAGCGGAUCCGUGACGUUUCUCUGACUGCUGCUUUUCUCUCUUCCGGCAGAAUCUCCGGGAGGAUCAUUAGACGAUCAUCGGACGACGGCUCGUGACGCUGAUAUGUCAUAUUGUAAAUGCAUCUUAUUACACUGAUCGCUUGCAAACUCACACAUUAUUAUCUGGGUCAGUCAAACACACACACACACACACACAAACAGUAAAAGAAAACAACGUCCAGGAUUCACACACAAACGUCAUUCCUUUCUGCUGAUUUGAUUUUAGAGGUUUAGCUUUAGUCCAUUCAGAUCUCGUUCAUUCCUCUCGUGUCGUGAUAGAGAUUUCUUUCUCUCACAAUGGAUCAAACAGACGUUUGUCUGUCAACGACUUUCACGCUUUUACGUAAUCCGAGAGGAACGAGUGGAAGCGUAGAAUCCGUUUGAAGUCUCGUGCACAAGCAGAGUUUAACUCUAUUAUCUCUGUACAUUUGAUUUGGCUGUAGAUUGUAGGAUCUCUGUAUAUUCUCCCAGCGCUAGCGGUUCUGUGUCGUGGGUUGGUUGUUUUCUAGCCUUUCUAGUGGCAUGCUGUAGUUCCACAUGUUGAUGAUGUUCUUCUGUCUGUCCGUUCCUGAUCACAGACUCUUCCCUACAGAAAACCGGCCCUUUGUUUUUAUUAUUUCUUAUCUUUGUUUAUAUAAAGAAUAUAUUCUAUUUAUUUUUGAUGAUGGUAGAUGACACAUCUGUGGUAAAUUCGCACUCACCAAUGUGGUUUUCCUGUCGUUUCAUUUUUAUUGCCCUCAUACAUGUUGCAUUUUCAAGGUUUGUAGCCACAUGUAAACUGUUUUUCCUGUUUAUUGACAAGAAUUUUACAGAAUAAACUCAUUGGAAUGCAA
Ctenopharyngodon idella (grass carp) is the source of this 1747-nucleotide messenger RNA. RefSeq names its product HDGF like 3 (gene hdgfl3). The transcript is spliced from 6 exons. NCBI's taxonomy places the organism in Eukaryota, Metazoa, Chordata, Actinopteri, Cypriniformes, Xenocyprididae. Gene Ontology annotation, cellular component: nucleus. The record is from RefSeq and is a predicted model, not a curated record. Gene Ontology annotation, molecular function: double-stranded DNA binding; transcription coregulator activity. The coding region runs from base 269 to 889 and encodes 206 amino acids. Gene Ontology annotation, biological process: regulation of transcription by RNA polymerase II.